Molecule: messenger RNA, 2575 nt
Organism: Beta vulgaris subsp. vulgaris (sugar beet)
Lineage: Eukaryota; Viridiplantae; Streptophyta; Magnoliopsida; Caryophyllales; Amaranthaceae
Product: aldehyde dehydrogenase 22A1
Exons: 14
Coding region: 218-2002 (594 amino acids)
Molecular function (GO): aldehyde dehydrogenase (NAD+) activity
Source: RefSeq, a predicted model, not a curated record
CCAAAACAUAAACUCUAGUCUAGGAAGCAUGUUUGUUAUUGUCAACUAGUACUAGACACUAGUAUCAUCGAACAACACAGCCAAAGGCAUCUAUCUGGAUCAAAAAAAAAAACAUUGCAUCUUUUUUUUUUUUAGUUUUAGGUUUUCAAAAUUGAAAUUACCAAUUCCUUUGAAUUAGUAUCAGCAGUAGUAGAAGAAGAAGAUCAUCAUCGCAACAAUGGCGUUUUGGUGGCCAUUGUUGGUGCUUGGAUUAGCUUACGCCAUUUGCAAAUUCUUAUUAAUGCUCAUCCCUCCCAAUGUUCCUUCUAUUGAUGUCGAUGUCUCCGACGUUGUUGAUGAUGGAAGUCAGACUAAGGAGAACAGUUUUAUUUAUAUACCAACAAGAGGAAGACAGAAGGAUAAAGUGCAAUGCUAUGAACCAGCGACAAUGAAAUACUUGGGAUUCUUUCCGGCAUUGAGGCCUGAUGAGGUCCAAGAACGUGUUGCACAAGCAAGGAAAGCACAGAAGAUUUGGGCCAAAAGUAGCUUUAAGCAAAGACGACAGUUUUUGCGUAUACUUCUAAAGUAUAUAAUUGAGCAUCAGGAUCUUAUAUGCGAGAUCUCUUCUCGUGAUACUGGAAAGACAAUGAUUGACGCAUCCUUGGGUGAGAUAAUGACAACAUGUGAGAAAUUAACUUGGCUUAUAUCAGAAGGGGAAAAGUGGCUGAAGCCAGAAUACAGGAGUUCUGGAAGGUCAAUGCUUCACAAGAGAUCCAAAGUAGAAUUUUAUCCUCUAGGAGUCAUUGGUGCUAUCGUCUCAUGGAAUUAUCCUUUUCAUAAUAUCUUUAAUCCAAUGCUGGCUGCAGUCUUUUCAGGAAAUGGAAUCGUUAUCAAGGUUUCGGAGCAUGCCAGUUGGUCUGGUUGUUUCUACUAUCGGAUAAUACAAACAGCCUUGGCUGCAGUGGGAGCUCCUGAAAAUCUAGUUGAUGUUAUAACAGGGUUUGCUGAAACAGGGGAAGCAUUGGUGUCUUCAGUAGACAAGAUCAUUUUUGUGGGAUCACCUGGUGUGGGUAAGAUGAUUAUGAAAAAGGCUUCUGAGACACUUAUACCGGUGACACUUGAGCUUGGUGGGAAAGAUGCAUUUAUUGUGUGUGAAGAUGUAGAUGUGGAACAUGUUGCCCAGGUUGCUGUUAGGGCUUCUCUUCAAUCAAGUGGACAAAAUUGCGCAGGGGCUGAGAGAUUUUAUGUUCAUCGUGAUAUUUACAAUGCUUUUGUCGCUCAGGUGGUGAAGAUUGUCAAAUCUGUUACAGCGGGCCCACCUCUGGCAGGAAAAUAUGAUAUGGGAGCCAUUUGUAUGCAAGACCAUGCAGAAAAGCUUCAAAGCCUUGUAACUGAUGCCUUGGAUAAAGGAGCAGAAAUUGCUGGUCGUGGGCGAUUCGGGAAUUUGGGUACUGAUGCUGUUGAUCAGUUUUUUCCACCAACUGUCAUAGUUAACGUGAACCACUCCAUGCAAAUUAUGCAAGAAGAGGCUUUUGGACCAAUUAUGCCCAUCAUGAAAUUUAGUUCUGAUGAGGAAGCCAUCAGGCUGGCAAAUGACUCUAGGUAUGGGCUUGGUUGCGCAGUAUUUUCUGGGAGUCAGAGUCGAGCCAAGAGGAUUACAUCUCAACUACAUUGUGGAGUUGCUGCGGUUAAUGACUUUGCAUCUUCAUAUAUGUGUCAGUCCCUACCUUUUGGAGGGGUAAAGGACAGUGGCUUUGGAAGAUUUGCUGGUAUUGAGGGGCUUAGGGCCUGCUGUGUCAUAAAAUCAGUGGUUGAAGAUAGGUGGUGGCCAUACAUCAAAACCAAAAUACCAAAACCCAUUCAGUAUCCUGUUGCAGAUCAUGCCUUUGAAUUUCAGCAAUCUCUCGUUGAAGCACUCUAUGGUUUGAACAUAUGGGACCGCUUGCGAGCGUUAGUUAAUGUCAUCAAGGUUCUAACUGAGCAUAACUCACCUAGUGCUGGUACCAAUAGAAGGAAUAAUUAGGCGAGUCACUUGUCUCAUGGACUUUUAGGUCUAAAGGGAAGCAAGUAUCUGAGUUUGAUGAUGCAAUUUUGUAAAGAGAGAGGCUCAUUGGUACAACUUACAAGUCUUUCUACUAAUUUUGGAAUUCUAGGUGCUGCUUAUAAGCAGAUGGCACAUAUAUUUAGGUUCGGAAUUCAGAUACAAUGACCGUUCGGAAUUCGGAAAUGGAAAUACUUAUGAAAUGGAAUGAUGUUUCUAAGCUUCAUUGAAAUUGCUGGUCACUGCUUAUGUCAGUUACGAAAAUUCACAAUAUAAGGGCUCGGCAGCUCAGGUAUGUUCCAGAGGAGGAUCAUUUUCUGCUGUUAUGUGUUCCUUGAAGAUGAUUUCCUGCUGGUGUUUGGCUACAGUUUGUCAUUUAUUUUCCAUUCUUGAGUUAGCAUGUUCCGGCCUGAUAUCAGAAUGUCAAAGGAGCAAUAGUCAGAUGAUGAUGUUGCUCUUUAUAGAUAAUGGAAUCAAUUCGAAAAUAUUCUGUCUUAAAAUACAUAAAUUAUUUAGAAAAAGUUGAUGAAAUAUAAUAAGUUGAUGUUUUCUCAA